Molecule: messenger RNA, 3539 nt
Organism: Sphaerulina musiva SO2202
Lineage: Eukaryota; Fungi; Ascomycota; Dothideomycetes; Mycosphaerellales; Mycosphaerellaceae
Product: FAD_binding_1-domain-containing protein
Exons: 1
Coding region: 196-3429 (1077 amino acids)
Cellular component (GO): cytosol
Molecular function (GO): sulfite reductase (NADPH) activity; flavin adenine dinucleotide binding; oxidoreductase activity, acting on the aldehyde or oxo group of donors
Source: RefSeq, a predicted model, not a curated record
GUUGACAACAAUCUUCAACUAAUUCUUUAUUCUUGCGCACACUUCGGACACUCGUUGCAUCUUCAUAUCGAGUAGUGUGAAGAAGAAGAAGAAGAAGGAGUAAGGAACAGAAGCAGGAAGACGAACGAAUCUCGAACAUCUGUGGUCACACCUCGGCGCCCACGGAACGACAGACCGAAACGCUUGGUCGGCACGAUGGGACUCCCUCAGACCACUGGCGGUGCGACGACGACGACCACCACCAGCAACACCCUCUCGCGAAAGUCCGCAGCGCUGCCGUUCGGACAAGACAUUGCCUUGGAAGCGCUGUCUGGUCCGACGUAUUUGACUGCGCAGACACUGGUGCAGCAGGUCGCGUACGCCCUCUCCGAUCACCUCUUCUGCUACUCGCCCGACUCCUUCGAUCUCGAUGUGGCGGCACGCGCGUGGCGAGACAGCCACGAGAAGAAUGCACACGGUGCGGUGACGGCGGUGCAGUGUCUACAAACUAGAAAUGGAGCUGGCAGCAUUGCGCUGGGAUACAUGUUCAGUCCCGACUUCGACUUGAGCCGCAGACAUGUGCCGCAGUCGAUCAUUGCGAGCACUGCCACUUUGCAACAAUUCCGACCACAGUUGGACCAGUUGAGCCUGCUGUAUGAUGUUGCCAAUCCUACUGCCCUUCAAGUGGCCGCUGUCGAUUAUGCUGCCGAUACGAAGGCGGGCCUCGUCACCGAUUAUGCUACAUCCCUCGCGCUGGCGGAAGAGUUGGGCUUGGGCCUGGUGGCUAGCAGGAGCGCCUUUGAAAUUCAGCACAUGUCACUUCUAUCCACACUCCUCGCAUCGAUCCUCCCGACCAUUCACACCUAUGACGGUAUCACAGUGGGCCGUGAGACGACUCGAGUGAUUGAUGUGCUGAACGUGCCGAGUUUGAAGCGCACUUAUGACAGUGUUCUACAGAGCACGCAGGAAGACAGGCAAUCGAAGCGUUUGACAAACGAGGGCAAGUUGUUGAAACUCCUCAAUGCGUUCAACGCGGAGUUAGGCACCGAGUACAAAGCAUUCGAGUAUUACGGCCAUGCACAGCCAGACAGCGUGACUGUUGUCUUCGGUACUGUCGAGGCUAGCAUUGCCGCUCAGGUCGCCGAGGCUCUUGCAGAGCAGGGUGUGAAGAUCGGUGUGAUCAACGUUCGUGUCUACCGGCCUUUCGUGGAAGACGAGUUCCUAGCUGCUUUGCCUGCCAGCACCCAGCACAUCGCUGUCCUAGGACAGGUUCAUGAUCAGGCUGCGGCACUGGAUGCGAGUGUGGCCAGCAACUUGUAUGCUGAUGUACUUGCUGCGACCAACUUUCAAAGCAUGACUUCUGGAAGAUCUCCUAGUGUCUACGAUAUCAAAUAUGCCCGCGAGACAGUCUGGACGAUUGCCAGGAUUGAGACUCUCUUGCAGCAAGCCGUUUCAAACGAUGAGCCACAAAGCUCUGUCUUGACACUCGGCGACAAGGAUGCAAAGCAGUAUACCUUCUGGGAUGUCGACUCCAGCCAUAGUGCAAGUGCCCCUGUGAUGCUUGGUCAACUUCUCGCGGAUGACAGCGCACUCAAUGUUUCCGUACGUUCUGGUCACGACAAUUUGGUGCAGGGUGGCGCACUCAGAACGGACUUGCGCACCUCAUCCCGCAGCAUCGAGACUGCGUACAGCAUCAAGAAUGCUGACGUCGUGGUCAUUGGUAGCGAGCAGCUGCUAAAGGACUUUUCUGUGGUUGCUAGUUUGAAACCUGAAGGCACAGUACUUCUCAAGGUACCAGGAUGGAAGGAUGAUGAUGCCGAGAAGAAGCUCAAGGCUCCUGUCCGCAAGGCAAUUGCCACCGGAAAGCGCUCACUUUGGGUGCUCGAUCCGGCGGCCAGCCCCAAGGUCGAGGAGAACGCAGAACUCGAGGCUUACCUGCUGCAAUUCGCCUUCCUCAAGCUUGCCAAACCAGAUUUGUUCGAGGCUGGCGUCAAGAAGCUGCAAGCCGCUGGUGAUGCCCUUUAUGCACUGGUUGAACAGCUGGAGCAAGCGUUGAAGAAGGUUGAAAUUCCUGAAAGCUGGCUCACUGUCGAGCCCGAGGCCAACGAGACUUUGCCACCGGCAGAGGAUUUGAGCAUCAACAGCUUUGCACCGUACGAAAGCGAAACUGCAGAGCCACCAUCUCUGCUGAAGAACUGGCGAAUUGCGGCCAAGGGCUUGGUGUUCAAGGAGGCAUACGGUACCAAGAGCGCCCUUCGUCCUGAUGUUAGUGCUAAGACGGCAAUUGUGCACAUCAAGGAACACCGGAGACUGACACCAUUGACCUACGAUCGAAACAUCUUCCACAUCGAAUUCGAUCUUGGCAACAGUGGCGUCAAGUACGAGAUUGGCGAGGCCUUGGGCAUCCAUGCGGAGAAUGAUUCUCGGGAAGUGGACGAGUUCAUCAAGUGGUACGGUCUCAACCCAGACGAGAUCGUGGAGGUUCCUUCUCGUGAGGACCCCAAUCUGCUGGAGAAUCGUACAGUCUACCAAGCAUUGCUGCAAAACGUCGAUAUUUUCGGUCGUCCACCAAAGCGUUUCUAUGAAGCGCUCAGCGAGUUUGCAGAUGACGAGGCGGAGAAGACUCAACUGUUGAUGCUGGGCACCGGGGGCAACCAGGAGGCCACCGUCGAGCUCAAACGCCGCGCCGAGGUUGACACUGUCACCUACGCAGAUAUUCUGCUUGAGUUCAAGUCCGCUCACCCGGGUUUCCACGACAUCGCCCGCAUCGUCAGCCCAAUGAAGCGAAGAGAAUACUCGAUUGCAUCUUCCCAGAAGGUCACACCAAAUAGCGUGAGCUUGCUCAUCGUCACAGUCAAUUGGGUUGACCCCAAGGGACGCGAUCGUUUCGGACAAGCGACUCGUUAUCUCAACAGUCUGCCCGUCGGUGCUCCAGUCACCGUAUCCGUCAAACCCUCAGUCAUGAAACUGCCGCCCAAGACGACUCAGCCCAUCAUCAUGGCAGGUCUGGGAACUGGUCUUGCGCCAUUCCGUGCCUUUGUCCAAGAGCGGGCCUGGCAACGCUCUCAAGGCAUGCCAAUCGGUGACGUGUUCCUCUACAUGGGUUCUCGUCACAAGCGGGAAGAGUACCUGUAUGGCGAAGAAUGGGAAGCAUACCAAGACGCUGGGAUCAUCACUUUGCUUGGAGCUGCUUUCUCUCGUGAUCAGCCACAGAAGAUCUACAUUCAGGAUCGUAUGCGCCAGACCCUGGGAGAUAUCCGCAGAGCUUAUCUGCGAGAAGAAGGUGCAUUCUAUCUUUGCGGUCCUACAUGGCCAGUGCCAGAUGUGCAGAAUGUUUUGGAGGAAGCUGUGGAGACGGAAGCGAAGGCCGAGGGCAAGAAGAAGGUCAGCGGUGCGAAGGAGAUUGAGAAGCUCAAGGAGGAACACCGUUACAUCUUGGAGGUGUACUAGACUGAUGCGUUGCUAGUGAGUACAGGUAGGUACCUUAUAGAGCAUACAUGUAGAGGUUGAUUACCUACCUAGGUACUAUUGUCAGUUCUGCGUCAAUAGCGAAUCAUAUC